GAGCCAGACAAGUCGACUGCAGGGAAGCCUUUUCUUUCUGCGAGCCUCAAGUGCUUGCAGGCGCUGCAAGAUUAGCGGGUUAAUCAGUCAAAGGCGCCACUCCACAGGACAAAGCGAAAUCAUAUCGGGGCCAAGAAUACACGCUAGUCAGGAUCAUAAAUCGCUCCGGUGAUAACGAUAGCCAGCGAUCUUCGAGUGCUUGGGGUUCAGAGAUUGCAGAUUGCAGAUUGGAUGGGGGACCUAUAAAAGGCGCUGACCGAAUUGGCAGUGGCACAAACUCAACAGAGAGCUCCAAAAUGAGACAAUUCGUGGUCCUAUUCGCACUGGCUGUGGUGGCUUCGGUGGCCUCGGCCAACCUGAUACCCCAGCCGGGAUUCCCCGAGGGUCGCGUCAUCAACGGCCAGGAGGCGGAGAGGGGAGAGGCGCCCUACAUCGUAUCCUUGCAGACCACCAGCGGAUCGCACUUCUGUGGCGGCAGUUUGAUCAAUGAUCACACCGUGCUGACCGCCGCCCAUUGUCUGACCAACAGCCAAGGACGGGUCGUUGCUGGUAUCCACGGUCGCCUCGACCAGGAGGGUGUCCAGACCAGGUCGUUCACCAAUGCCCAGUACCGUGUCCACGAGGAUUACAGCGGCGGCGUGGGACCCAAUGACAUUGGUCUGAUCCUGCUCAGCGAACCCUUCGAUCUGACUGCCGUCGCCCGGGAUGGCAGCAAUCCGGUGGGUGUGGUGUCUCUGCCCUCCAAAACAUUCACGGGCACCGGCACUGGAUUCCUCUACGGACUCGGACGCGACAACACUGGAUCGCUCGCCACCAAUCUUCAGAAACUGGAAACCAAAAUCAUUGACUACGAGGCAUGCAAGGAGGCAUUGCCCUCCAACGCACCGCUGGCGACCACCAAUGUGUGCUCCUAUACCGCCAACAAAGCCGAUGGAGCUUGCAACGGAGACAGUGGCGGUCCAUUGGUCAUGAAGUCUGAUAUAAUCACCUUCCUGAUUGGCAUCGUCUCCUGGGGAUACACACCCUGCAUGACGACCACCAAUCCUUCGGUCUACACAGACGUGGCUGCGUUCACGGAUUGGAUCGAAAAGAAUCAGGAAUAGAAAUAGGCAAUAACCGAAAACUGUAUAUAAUCACCUAAUAAACGAACAUUCUGUACUCAGACAA
Molecule: messenger RNA, 1167 nt
Organism: Drosophila takahashii
Lineage: Eukaryota; Metazoa; Arthropoda; Insecta; Diptera; Drosophilidae
Product: lectizyme
Biological process (GO): proteolysis
Molecular function (GO): serine-type endopeptidase activity
Source: RefSeq, a predicted model, not a curated record